Mangifera indica (mango) is the source of this 4106-nucleotide messenger RNA. RefSeq lists its product as uncharacterized. Gene Ontology annotation, cellular component: plasma membrane. The coding region runs from base 3 to 4043 and encodes 1346 amino acids. NCBI's taxonomy places the organism in Eukaryota, Viridiplantae, Streptophyta, Magnoliopsida, Sapindales, Anacardiaceae. The transcript has 6 exons. Gene Ontology annotation, biological process: cell surface receptor signaling pathway; protein phosphorylation. The record is from RefSeq and is a predicted model, not a curated record. Gene Ontology annotation, molecular function: protein serine/threonine kinase activity; ATP binding.
CAAUGGAGCCAUUUUCAUCCUUGAGCUUCUUCAUCUCCAUCUUCCUCUUGCUAUCUCCUAUCCUGUUCAACCCUUCAAACUGCCAGCAAAACUACCUAAACAACACACAAUUGUCCUGCCAAAAUACGCCGUCUAUAUCAAAAGGCUAUCUCUGCAAUGGCCCUGAAGCUUCUUGCCAAGCCUAUAUAACGUUUCGGUCGCAGCCACCCUUUGACUCCCCCACCAAAAUUGCCUAUCUUCUAGGCUCCGAAGCCACCAGCAUCGCUGCAAUCAACAACAUAUCGUCGAGCGACAACGCAAUCCCACCUGGGAAUUUGGUUAUAGUUCCUAUUUCUUGCACCUGUGGCUCCGGUAGCUUGUACCAGCACAACACGCCUUAUACGAUAAAAGCCAAUGAGACAUAUUUUACAAUCGCCAAUGACACUUACCAAGGCCUCACAACUUGCCAGGCUCUCAUGGGGCAGAAUUAUUAUGAUGAAGUGAGUCUUUUGCCUGGUAUGCAGCUGACAGUUCCGCUGAGAUGCGCCUGUCCAAGCGCCAACCAGACAGCUGAUGGGGUGAGCUCGUUGCUGGCUUAUAUGGUAACAUGGAAAGACACUUUUGGAUCGAUUGCGAAGCUCUUUGGAGUCGAUGAGAAAAGCAUCCCGGAGGCUAACAACUUGUCGCAAGACAGUACUAUCUUUCCCUUUACUCCUCUUCUGAUUCCACUGAAGAGGGAAAGUUGCCCUGGAAAUCCGGAGAAAUUCUUUUGUUAUUGUCCUAUAGAUGGAAGCCCAGAGGAGCUCAAUUAUUGCCAAACGAAAGGAAAGAAAUUUCCGGUCAAAUUGGUUGCUCUGUCAGGUAGUGGCAUCGGUUUGGGAUUGUUGUGUAUCUUUCUUUGCGGAUACCACUUAUACAAAUUUCUAAGAAAAAGGAAAAACAGAUUACAAAGAGAGAAAUUGUUCAGGCAAAAUGGUGGCUUCUUGCUGCAACAACGAUUAUCAUCCAGUGGCAUCACUGAAAAAGCUAAAAUAUUUACAGCGAAGGAGCUUGAAAAAGCAACAGACAAUUACAACAAGAGUCGGUUUCUGGGUCAGGGAGGAUUCGGCAUUGUGUACAAAGGAAUGUUACCUGAUGGAACCAUUGUUGCUGUCAAAAGAUCUAAGGCCAUCGAUGAAAGUCAGACUGAACAAUUCAUCAAUGAAGUCGUUAUUCUAUCUCAAAUCAACCAUCGAAACAUUGUCCAGCUUCUGGGGUGUUGCCUGGAGACCGAGGCACCAGUCCUAGUCUACGAAUUCAUCUCCAAUGGAACACUUUCUCACCAUAUUCGUAACCAUGAACAAGAACAAGACUCUUCUAUCUCGUGGGCUCGUCGAGUUCAGAUUGCCUGCGAAGUUGCAGGUGCGUUGGCCUACAUGCAUUCUGCAGCCUCUGUGCCGAUUUUCCAUCGAGAUAUCAAGUCUUCAAACAUACUCCUGGAUGAAAAGUACAAAGCAAAAGUUUCGGAUUUUGGGAUUUCAAGGUGUAUCCCAGAUGACAAAACUCAUGUAACUACAGCAGUUCAGGGCACUUUCGGGUACUUGGAUCCUGAAUACUUCCAGUCAAGUCAGUUUACAGAUAAAAGUGAUGUGUACAGCUUCGGAGUAGUGCUUGUAGAGCUCCUCACAGGUAAGAACCCAACCUCUUUGGCCUUGUAUGAAGAAGAAAGAAACUUGGUUGCAUGCUUCAUUUCAUUGGCAAAGGAGAGCAAAGUGAUGGAGAUUUUGGAUGGUAGAGUGGCUAAAGAAGCAAGCGUAGAAGAGAUUGAGGCUGUUGUAGAGCUAGCAAUGAGUUGCUUGAGACUGAAUGGGAAAAAGAGGCCUACAAUGAAGCAUGUGGCAUUGGAGCUUGAAGGGCUAAGAAGAUCUCAAAGAAGUUUAGAAGUCAAAGAAGCUGUUCAACAAGUUUUGAAAGAGGAGAUGCCCAUGAGUGGACAAGAAUCAUUCACACAAAGCUUAGAAUUUCCGCUACAGAUGGAGUCCACAUCAUUUAAUGAAUUUAUCCUCAGUGAGAGAAGACAAACCAUGGAGCCAUUUUCAUCCUUGGGCUUCUUCAUCUCAGCCUUCCUCUUGCUAUCUCCAAUCCUGUUCAACCCUUCGAACUGCCAGCAAAAUUACAUCAACAACUUACAAUUGGACUGCGAAAAUGCCACUUCUAUCUCAAAAGGCUAUCUCUGCAAUGGCCCUGAAGCUUCUUGCCAAGCCUAUAUAACGUUUCGGUCGCAGCCACCCUUUGACUCCCCCACCAAAAUUGCCUAUCUUCUAGGCUCCGAAGCCACCAGCAUUGCUGCAAUCAACAACAUAUCGUCGAGCGACAACGCAAUCCCACCUGGGAAUUUAGUCAUAAUUCCUAUUUCUUGUUCCUGUGGCUCCGGUAGCUUGUACCAGCACAGCACGCCUUAUACAGUAAAAGCCAAUGAGACAUAUUUCUCGAUCUCCAAUAACACUUACCAGGGCCUCACAACUUGCCAGGCUCUCAUGGGGCAGAAUUAUUAUGAUGGACUGAGUCUUUUGCCUGGUAUGCAACUGACAGUUCCGCUGAGAUGUGCUUGUCCGAGUGCCAACCAAUCAGCUGAUAAGGUGAGCUCGUUGCUGGCUUAUAUGGUGACAUGGGGAGACAGUUUUGGAUCAAUUGCGAAACUCUUUGGAGUCGAUGAGAAAAGCAUCCCGGAGGCUAACAACAUGUCGCAAGACAGUAUUAUCUAUCCCUUCACUCCUCUUCUGAUUCCACUGAAGAGGGAAAGUUGCUCUGGAAAUCCGGAGAAAUUCUUUUGUUAUUGUCCAACAGAUGGAAGUCUAGAGGCGUGCCAAAUUGAAGGCAAAAAAUUUCCAGUCAAAUUGGUUACUCUGUCAGGUAUUGGAGUCGGUUUGGGAUUGUUGUGCAUCUUUCUUUGCGGGUACAACCUAUACAAAUUUCUAAGGAAGAGGAAAAACAAAUUACAAAGAGAGAAACUGUUCAGGCAAAAUGGCGGCUUCUUGCUGCAACAACGAUUAUCAUACAAUGGUAGUACCGAAAAAGCUAAAAUAUUUACAGUGGAGGAGCUUGAAAAAGCAACAGACAAUUACAAUAGGAGCCGGUUUCUUGGUCAGGGAGGAUUCGGCAUUGUUUACAAAGGAAUGUUAGCUGAUGGAACCAUUGUUGCUGUCAAAAGAUCAAAGGCCAUUGAUGAAAGCCAGAUUGAACAGUUCAUCAAUGAAGUAGUUAUUCUAUCUCAAAUCAACCAUCGAAACAUUGUCAAGCUUCUGGGGUGUUGCUUGGAGACCGAGGCACCAGUGCUAGUCUACGAGUUCAUCUCCAAUGGAACACUUUCUCACCAUAUUCGUAACCAUGAACAAGAACAAGACUCUUCUCUCUCUUGGGCUUGUCGAGUUCAAAUUGCCUGCGAAGUUGCAGGUGCGUUGGCCUACAUGCAUUCUGCAGCCUCCGUGCCAAUUUUCCAUCGAGAUAUCAAGUCUUCAAACAUACUCCUGGAUGAAAAGUACAAUGCAAAAGUUUCAGAUUUUGGGAUUUCAAGGUGUAUCACAGAUGACAAAACUCAUGUAACUACAGCAGUUCAGGGCACUUUUGGGUACUUGGAUCCUGAAUACUUCCAGUCAAGUCAGUUUACGGAGAAAAGUGAUGUGUACAGCUUCGGAGUGGUGCUUGUUGAGCUCCUCACAGGUAAAAACCCAACCUCUUUGGUCUUGUAUGAAGAAGAAAGAAACUUGAUUGCGUGCUUCAUUUCAUUGGCAAAAGAGAGCAAAGUGAUGGAGAUUUUGGAUGGUAGAGUGGCUAAAGAAGCAAGUGAAGAAGAGAUUGAGGCUGUUGUAGAGCUAGCAAUGAGUUGCUUGAGAUUGAAUGGGAAAAAGAGGCCUACAAUGAAGCAUGUGGCAUUGGAGCUUGAAGGGCUAAGAAGAUCUCAAAGAUGUUUAGAAGUCAAAGAAGAUGUUCAUCAAGUUCUGACAGAGGAGAUAUCCAUGAGUGGGCAAGAAUCAAUCACAAAAAGCUUAGAAUUUCCACUACAAAUGGAGUCCACAUCAUUUUAGACAUUUAUUUAAGUUAACAAAAAUCAAACUUCCUUCUUUUUUUUUUUUCAUAUAAAUUCUUAG